This is a messenger RNA of Liolophura sinensis, 2069 nucleotides long. RefSeq names its product beta-porphyranase A-like. Lineage: Eukaryota; Metazoa; Mollusca; Polyplacophora; Chitonida; Chitonidae. The transcript is spliced from 3 exons. Bases 65 to 1921 code for a protein of 618 amino acids. The record is from RefSeq and is a predicted model, not a curated record.
UCUUGCUCAGAACAGAUUUCAGUGUAGAGAGUAGCAUGUAAGUGAGGGACAUUGCUGCUGCAUCAUGUUGACGACUGUCUUUAAGUGCCUUCUUCUCGCCUUGGUGCCAUGGCCUGGGGCCGGGGACUACACGGUGACGAUCCACCCGGAAUAUUUAGCUCAGGGAGGUCGGACUCACUUUGAAGCGGACCGCUGGAAUGGCCACAACGGCCUGGACGGGUCCGCCUACAUCAGUAAGAAUAAGGCCAUUGGUACAGAGAGCGGCAGAUGGCUGAACAGUGACUUGAAUGGUGACAGGUUCAGAAAUGCACCAGAAGAUCCCCACCGUAAAGGAUAUGCUGACCCAAAGUACUUUAACAACCCAAAAUUUGAAGAAGCUGCUGCCGGCACAUUUCUAAACAAUUUGAAAGGUUAUGGCUUUGACUUGGACAUGGUGAUGGAGCUGAAAGGUAGUUACUGGCCUCAUUGGAUGAACACUUCACUUCAUAGGGGAAAUUUCCCCAACAACCUGGAUGCAGGAGCAGAAAUGGUGUUGCUCUUACUGGAAGCUGUAAGCCGACAUACGGGUGGUCACAUUCCUCCAUACUUUGAGGUGAUCAACGAACCAGGCACGCUUUGGCAAUCCGUUGACUGGGACACUAUGGUAAAUUACCACAGAAUCGUGGCCGGGAAACUGAAGAAAAAAUUCCCAAAGUUGAAAGUUGGUGGGCCGACAAAUACCGGGUACAUAGCCAACUCUGAUUAUCACGAUUUCAGCCUCUGGAAAAGACUGCAACAAUUCAUGGACAUGUCAUUGGAUCACAUGGACUUCUUUUCUUUCCACGCUUACAACCGAUUCCACAAAGAAGGAAACUCUUAUGAGUGGAGCGGGAUUAACGAAGCUCGUCUGGUUGCUGUCAUUGACCUUAUUGAGAGCUACGCCUGGCACAAGAAAGGGCGAUCAGUACCGUUGAUGGUCAGCGAGUUCGGGCUUGGCGGAGACAAUGUCAAAACCCACACGCAGUCAAAUUUUAACGAAUGGGCAUUCGCCUUUGCCCACAAUGCCCAAAUGUUCACUUACCAAAACUUCCGUGGCGACAUGGACAGGGCGAUUGCCUUUCUGUUGAGUAAGAGUCAAAACUUUGCAGGAGCUAGCCUCUUUCGGCAGGACCACUCCUACACCCAUACGGCCAAAGCCUUCCAAUUCUGGCACCAUUUCAACUACAAUCAGCAGUUUCUGAGAGUUGAUAGCGUCUUCGAUGGCAAAGAAAGACAAGUUUCUCCUCUGGCUUUAGCAGAUCCGCAUUCCCAAACAGUAUACGUGCUUCUCCACAAUUACCAACAAUCAGCGACACACGUGAAGAUAAACUUCGACAAACAAUGGACACAUGCAACUUUGGCCAAAUCUACAUGUUUCUAUUUUAAUUCUCAUCAAACACCCGUCUUGGUCAACGAUCAGACGAUCACCCUGACAAACAACAUGUUUACUCUCCCAGCCGAGGCUUCGUGUUACGUCACCAUUAAAUCCGGGCACAACUUCGCCUCAAUCCCCACUUUACAGGAACACACGUACUAUUCUAACGAGAUGGUGAUACCCGUAAAAGGUCACGACGUAGACACUACCGUCACGAUCCCGUCCCUGGGGCAUGUCCACUACGCACGGCUACGGGUAGCUGUCAGCGCCGUACACAGAACAGCUCACACUAAACCCAAAAACGUCCAUGUCAACGGACACACCCUGACCUCCAGCUAUACGCUCUAUGCGCCGGGUAAGCAGUACGCAGACACGCUCUGGGAUGUUUACGUCUACAACGUGCCUGGCAAUAUCCUAAAGCAACAUUCCAACGCAGUCCGGUUAGAGUUUAACCAAUUCGUCGGACACGUGUCGUCUGUGGCUUUGGUCACUGCCAUCACUUCGGGGGGCACUGGCAUUGUGGGCUAACCAUCAGAUCGUGCGAUAAAGGCCCAAAGCACGAGUCUCCUGACAUUUGUGGUACGCAAGCGCGGCCUAAAUCACACAGACUGAAUGCUGUUAGAUUAUGACCAAAUUAAACAUUCUUUUUCCUGCACUCAGAAAGAUUUAAAAAAAA